GACCCUUGAUCUGGGGGUGGGAAGAGCGGGUAGAAGGUCCGCACUUCCGUCCUCACGACUUUCUCCCCAGGAGACCCAGUAUCAGUGGCAAGCUGCCUUCUCUCCGCGCCGCUGGCAGGUUUGGCGCCUGGAAAACUCUUCACGUUCUGCUUUCUCCUCUCCUGGCUCCGCCCCAAUUCCAGCCCCGGCAUUCCUCCAGCCCUACCCGUCCCGGCCGCCCCUUUCCCGCUGCCUCUAGCGCUAGCGUGCGGGGCAUCUCCGCGUCUGCCCUGGGCCCAAGGCUGGGCUGCGAAGAUCAUGUUCCUCUCCGGCGGAACACGCGCACUCGGUCUUGGGGCCCUCUCCUGAGCUCCCUCCUCCACCGAGAGCGCUGAGCGCAGCCGGGAAUUCUCUUCCACCGUGGGCACGCAGCCUUUGGAGGUCCUGGGCGCAGCACGCUCGGUGUCGUCACACCGCAGCAAGACUGAGACCCCGCGGGAACCUGGAGCUUGAAACCACCUUUGAGCCUCUCCAGUCGGAAGAGUGCGCGCAGCAGCCCAGCGGAGGCCGGGCGCGUAACCUCGGGCGCCGGGGCAAGGAGAGGGUGCUGGGUUCAGGAGCCGGAGGAAGUUCUCGCGGCGCCUGGAGCGCGGUGGACGCGCCUGGGGCGCACUCCCAGGCAGCCUCCUCCCUGGCCCUCGGGACUGUCCUCGGGCAGCAAGGAGGAGCUUGCUGGAGACUUAGAGGCUGUCCGGAGCCAGAAAGCAGGAGCGCCGCGUCUUUUGCCUCAGCUGGGAAGGGGGAGUGGCGCUGGCAGGCUGGAGUUGCGAACCCAGCGAGCGCCUGACCUUCCUCCUCUUCUUCCUGACCCUCUUCGCGCCUUGGGCUCCAGAGGAAGGUUGUAGCGGCUGCAGGAGGCCCCCAGACCCACUUUCCUAGAAGGUUGGUGAUGGAUCUGCUGCUUCUGCCCCCGCCGGGGCAUAUGGAACGCGCCGGCGGCGCUUGAGCCAGGCUUUGCUCUCCACCGCCCUGGACAAACCCCCACGGCCAGCCCCGCCUGACAGCUUUGCCUGAGUCCCUUUGCGUUCCGGACCCAAAGCCACCAGCGUCCUUCUCAGGGAGAAGGUGGUCCUCAGGCGCAGCCCCGCCGCGAUGUCCGGGCAGAGCCUGCUACACAGCGUCUUCUCUUGCUCCUCGCCUGCCUCAAGUAGUGCGGCCUCGGCCAAGGGCUUUUCUAAGAGGAAGCUGCGCCAGACCCGCAGCCUGGACCCAGCCCUGAUCGGCGGCUGCGGGGGUGGCGAGACUGGCGCGGAGGGCGGUGCGCGAGGGGCCACGGCGGGCCGCCUCUACUCCCCAUCACUCCCAACCGAGGGUCUCGGCCCUCGCUUGGCGUCCUCUCCCCGGGGUCCGCCCCCCAGGGCCACCCGGCUACCGCCUCCUGGACCCCUUUGCUCGUCCUUCUCCACACCCAGCACCCCUCAGGAGAAGUCACCAUCCAGCAGCUUCCACUUUGACUAUGAGGUUCCCCUGGGUCGCGGCGGCUUCAAGAAGAGCAUGGCAUGGGACCUGCCUUCUGUCCUGGCCGGGCCAGCCAGUAGCCGAAGCGCUUCGAGCAUCCUCUGUUCCUCUGGGGGAGGCCCCAAUGGCAUCUUCACUUCUCCUAGGAGGUGGCUACAGCAGAGGAAGUUCCAGUCCCCACCUGACAGUCGAGGCCACCCCUAUGUCGUGUGGAAGUCUGAGAAAUGGGACGUCCCUAGUGGCCACCUGCGUGUGCGUCUUGCAGGACUUGUUGGCUCCACUUUGGAGCAGUCGUGGGAGCUGGAAAAGGAGAUGGUGUUCUGGUUUCCUGUUUGUGCUGCAGCCCCUGUGCCCACGACACUCAUAAAUGCCUGCAGCUGUGAGCACAGUACUCAUCCUCCAAGGAGCCCGUGGGCAUCACAACUGCAGAGAGUGAAGGCGUAUGGAAUGUUUCCCAAGUGA
This is a messenger RNA of Cebus imitator (Panamanian white-faced capuchin), 1959 nucleotides long. RefSeq names its product rho GTPase-activating protein 6-like. NCBI's taxonomy places the organism in Eukaryota, Metazoa, Chordata, Mammalia, Primates, Cebidae. The record is from RefSeq and is a predicted model, not a curated record. The transcript is spliced from 3 exons. The coding region runs from base 1132 to 1959 and encodes 275 amino acids.